CAUCCAAGGGAGGAGGGCCGACUUGCAGAGGCUGCCCCUUUCUUUCUCUCUCCUCUCUUUCUCUCUGGAUUUUCCAUAAAGUGCCUUUCUGCUUAAAGCCUGAGAUCUGAAGGCUAGAAGCAGAACUGCCCUGCUCUCCUCUUCCCUACCAGGGAUUGGAAGGGUUUCCUCAGAAGUGGAUGCUCUAGAAGAUUAAAGGUAAAGACAAGCAGUGGCUCUUUCAGCCUGUAAUCCUGCCCCAAAGGGUACAGCAUGAUGAAGGGACGUCUAGCACCAAGUGCCCUUUGGCUUAUCUGCCUGCUCUCCUGGGCUUAUUGCAGUGAGCCAGAACAGAGGACUGGAACACCGACACAAGCACCACAUCAGCAUCACACUACCAGGGCUGAGAAAGACUAUGAGAAAUACAACAAGCGGCUUCGAGGCUUUGAGUGUGUACGCUGUUGUGAUCCUCCGGAGCACUUAUCACCACAUCCUGUGUACUACCAGCCUUUGCCUCAGAUCAACAUUACCAUCUUGAAAGGUGAGAAAGGGGACCAUGGAGAACGGGGCUUCCAAGGAAAGUUGGGCAAAGCUGGUUCUCCAGGGAUGAAGGGCCAGAUAGGCCUCAAAGGUCAAAAAGGCAGCUUGGGGGCUCCAGGAGAGCGGUACAAGACCACCUAUGCUGCCUUUUCGGUGGGCCGUAAGAAAUCCCUGCACAGCAAUGACUACUACCAGACACUGAUCUUUGACACCGAGUUUGUGAACCUCUAUGGACACUUCAACAUGUUCAUGGGCAAAUUCUACUGCUAUGUGCCUGGUGUGUACUUCUUCAGCCUCAAUGUGCACACUUGGAACCAGAAGGAAACCUACCUGCACAUAAUGCACAACGGGGCUGAAGUUGCCAUCUUGUAUGCUCAGGCGAGUGAUAGAAGCAUAAUGCAGAGCCAGAGUCUCAUGUUAGAUCUGCAGGACCAGGAUGAAGUCUGGAUACGACUCUUCAAAGGAGAACGUGAUAACGCUAUUUUCAGUGAUGAAUUUGAUACGUAUGUUACUUUCAGUGGAUACCUAAUUAAGCCCAGCUCAGAGCCCUGAAUCUGCAGGCAGAUGGACAACGUUCUUAUAAGAACUUCACCUUGUUCCAUCCUUCUGGUUUCUUCUUUAUUGAUUUCUGAUCCUAUAUUUCAUCCUUUGGGACUCACCACAAUACUAAAAUACUCCUUGGUUCAUCACUCCCAUAAAACUGACCUGACUUCUCCUGAACAGAUCUUUCUUUAUCAACCACUGGCCCUUUGGUCUUUUCUCCUCUGUCCACAGCUUUAAGCCUUGCCAUA
Heteronotia binoei (common prickly gecko) is the source of this 1310-nucleotide messenger RNA. RefSeq names its product C1q and TNF related 1 (gene C1QTNF1). The transcript is spliced from 4 exons. Lineage: Eukaryota; Metazoa; Chordata; Lepidosauria; Squamata; Gekkonidae. The record is from RefSeq and is a predicted model, not a curated record. Bases 253 to 1071 code for a protein of 272 amino acids. Gene Ontology annotation, molecular function: protein binding.